Messenger RNA from Haemonchus placei, 690 nucleotides. The record is from the annotation of a GenBank genome assembly. Lineage: Eukaryota; Metazoa; Nematoda; Chromadorea; Rhabditida; Trichostrongylidae.
AUGGAGGGGCGGAGCUGUGAGAAGCAGCGUAAUUUGCGGUUAAAUACGGUUAUUGGGACCACGUUACUCAAGGGCAAAGUACUCGAGAUGGAAGCUUUGGAGAACUUAUUCGUGCAACUGCUUAUUGAUAACUAUGAAGAAGCAGACAGUGAAGAUAUUUCGGGAGCUCCUGAUGGUUUGCUCGCUGAUGCCGUUGAGCCAAGUGAUGAUGAAGAUAGUGAAGGGGAGUCUGACGCCGGAAAGAAGCUUCUUGAUCUGCCGUACACGGUCAAAGGAAUGGAUGUCUCAUUUUCUGGUAUAUUGUCCACAAUAGAGAGUAAGGCACCGCAGCUAUUAGCUUCAGGAGAGUAUACAGUUGAAGAUCUUUGUUUCUCUUUGCAAGAAACGGUGUUCGCAAUGCUUGUUGAAAUAACCGAGAGGGCAAUGGCGCAUACAGGAAGCCAGGAGCUGCUUAUUGUCGGAGGAGUUGGCUGUAAUGAAAGGCUGCAGGAAAUGGCCAAAUCUAUGUGUGUUGAACGUGGUGCGCAUCUCUUCGCCACAGACGAACGUUUUUGCAUUGACAACGGGGCGAUGAUAGCCCAAGCUGGGUGUCUCAUGUACCAGGCAGGACUAAAAUUUGAGGUACUGGAGUUCAUUUACGUAGUUGCAGAGUACUCACUUGCUUUUUUACUGCACAUGCCUCCUGUGUGA